AUGAAAGUCGCCGUUGUAUCCGUGCUGUUGCCUCUGCUAUUUCUGGGCCUCUUCCUAAAAUCGAAGGAGCCGGAGGUGCUCCUCUCCUAUGGACAAUCCGUAAAGAACACCUUCAAAGAAAUAUUGCUCUAUUUUAACAUUUUCGACAUCGAGUUCCCAGAAAGCUAUGUCCUAAACCAGAAAAUGCUGGGCCUACACGUGAAGGAUAUAGAAAAGGACGCAUAUACAGCAUUCCCAAUUCUGAGAGAGCUAAAGCAGAAGGAUUAUUUUCGUAUCUUCAAGGUUAACCUGCACAUACCAUGCAAAUUUCUCAAGGUAAAUGAAAAAUGCAAAGAAAUAAAAAAGUGCAGUGUGUGUGAAUGUCACGAUGAUGAGAUCCCAUCCAACUUUCGGACCAAUGAAAUUGAGAUUAUUGAAGAUAAAAUGACCACUGAAGAUUUGAAGAAGACUUUUAUUGAGAGCAAACUGUACAAAGACAUCCUAGGCAUUUAUGCUCCCUCCGAUGAGGGCUUUCUCUCCUAUGUGGACUUGGUCUAUAACUCUCCCUCCUUCACAGCCUACGAGGGGAGGAACAUCUGGAACAAAAUUUACCGGGAAAACUGCUUCCAGAAGGAGGAAAACAUGUGCCACGAAAUGAAUAGCUUCUACAAGAUCAUCUCCGGUAUGCAGUCUAACAUCGCCAUCUUGUCAGCCGAGUACCACUACCUCAAAAACGACUUCCUCUUUGGUGACAUGCACACGGAGGAUGUAAUGAAAAGCGACCAUUUUAAGAAGCAGAAUUAUGAAUACAACAUGCAGUUCUUCAAGGAGAAGAUUGCUCUCUAUCCGGAGAGGAUUGAGAACCUGUAUUUCACGUUUGCCAUUUUGCUCAGGGCCAUGUGCAGGCUCAAGUCGCUUGUCAGUCAGUGCAAGUGUAACUCGGGCCACGCACAGAACGACAAGGAGGCCCUCAAGGUGCUCAACGACCUGCUAGGCAGCUUCUACCAUUCGUGUUCGUCAGAAGAAUUCCUCGAGCCUAUCUUCCCAACACAGGGGAAGGAAAUACUAGCCAAGUUUGUGAACAUAACGAAUAUUCUGGACUGCGUGCCUUGUGUGAAGUGUCGUCUGCAUGGCAAGCUGAAGACCACCGCUCUGCAGAUAGCCUUGGUGGAAGGGAUGAGUUACGAGCACAUCGGGUCCCUGGAGCGAAACGAAAUUACGGCGCUGAUCAACUCUCUGUACUACUUCGCCGAUUCGAUUAUCAUCCUAAAUAAGUUCGAAGAGAGGCAGAAACUGAGAAGAGCCACGUUCAUUUUUUACCUCCUCGCGUUUUGUCUCUUCCUGAUCUUAAUGAUAUACUCCGUCAUUUUUAUCACCGUGCGGAAUUGUAAGAAAAUGAAGAAGAAGAGAAAAAUAAGCUAA
Molecule: messenger RNA, 1401 nt
Organism: Plasmodium inui San Antonio 1
Lineage: Eukaryota; Apicomplexa; Aconoidasida; Haemosporida; Plasmodiidae
Product: oxidoreductase
Exons: 5
Coding region: 1-1401 (466 amino acids)
Biological process (GO): protein folding in endoplasmic reticulum
Cellular component (GO): endoplasmic reticulum membrane; endoplasmic reticulum
Molecular function (GO): protein-disulfide reductase activity; FAD binding; thiol oxidase activity
Source: RefSeq, a predicted model, not a curated record